Messenger RNA from Crotalus tigris (Tiger rattlesnake), 6379 nucleotides. RefSeq names its product homeobox A9 (gene HOXA9). The coding region runs from base 4544 to 5317 and encodes 257 amino acids. Gene Ontology annotation, biological process: proximal/distal pattern formation; regulation of transcription by RNA polymerase II; anterior/posterior pattern specification. Lineage: Eukaryota; Metazoa; Chordata; Lepidosauria; Squamata; Viperidae. Gene Ontology annotation, molecular function: RNA polymerase II cis-regulatory region sequence-specific DNA binding; DNA-binding transcription factor activity, RNA polymerase II-specific. The record is from RefSeq and is a predicted model, not a curated record. The transcript has 2 exons. Gene Ontology annotation, cellular component: nucleus.
AGAAUAGGACGUUUCUUGGUCUCUGUUUUGUCUCAUCCCACUUUUAAUUAAAAAAAAAAAUACCUUUCAGAUUUCAGACUUCAGAUUUCAAUUAAAGGAGGCAUGGAGAUAGAAAUCCAAUUUUUGUAAAUUUGUUUUAGACCUUGCGUUUUCGUUUAAUAUUGGUGAAAAGCUCAUAUUUCGCAGCACAGGGGUUUUUUUGCUUAUAACAUAGGCAUGUAUUUAUAAACACACAUACAUUUUAUAUAUAUAGAUAUAUAUAGAUAUAUUAUCCAGAUUGGUACACACACACACACACACACACACAAAACCCCUAUAUAUUAUCCACAUUGGUGGUGAAGCAUGUAAAUACACAUCUAUAUAUACCUGCCUUUAUACACAUAUACAUAAACAUCCAAGCAGGUAAUAUGUGUCUCUGUGAAUUACACACUUUGAACUAAGAAUCAUACUUCUUAAUGAAAUAUAUAAACAGGAAAAGGCUCCUUACAAUGAUAUUGAAGAGCUAUUCUUGGGUAUAUGUGUCCUAGAGUACUUCUCUUGCUAAGUUCUUAUUUAUUUCUUGGGGGGGGGCAAAAGUCUCACAACUCCUGAAUUCCACAGCGUAGGGCCUCCUAUCAAAUUUCCCUCUAAAUUUUAAGUGCUUUUGGGUGGAUGUGGAAGAGAUUCAGACUUGUCUCUCUGUGUGCAGGAGUCUAAAUAUAGAGGAAUCUAACCUGUAUUUGAAAGCAAAAGGAAUAAGGUUUUGAAAUGUCUUUUUUAAACUGGUAGACCCUGUGAAAGAAAAGAAAAAAAGAAAAGAAAACAGAUCUCAACAGCUCAAAACUUUUGUUUGCUCUCUCUGGGAGGCAGGUUCAAAUACUUUAUCUUUAAAAUUAGUAGAUAUUUUAAACAGCCCAGUGGUACUCCAGGGAUGUUAAGUGAACACCUGCUGAGGUAGAGCAUAUUUAAAUCAGUGGGACUUACUUAGGAAUAGAAUUGGGGGUUAGAUUGGAAGGGGGGGAUGCUGAGAACUAAUAUUUCAGAAGUAGGAAAUAAAUGUCCCCAAGCACUCUCUGUGAAUCCUGUAUUGUACACGAGUGGAUUAUGUUUAAGUGUACUUAUGCAUAAGGGCAUGCUUAAGUACACUUUCUUGAAAAUAAUCCCAAAUAUUUUUGUUCAGGGUUUUAAAAAAAAGUUUUUUUAGCUUCCUUAUGCGGCAGGGCACCACAUUAAGUAAUUUAAUACUUACUUAAAUGAUAAUAGAAUUAUAAGCAGAACCAAACCAACCAGUUUCAUCCAGUUUCACAUUGUUAUUAUAUUAAAAUUAUACAGAUUGGUUACAAAGAAUUGUUGUGAAAAUAUGGAUGUUACUGAAAUAAAAUCUUGACAUAGGGAAGAAUACAAGAGAGAUAAAAUUGGAACUGCCUGCUUAUAUCUUUUUCUAUGUUAUCCAUUUCUGUGAUUUCAAAUUGAAAUAUAUCCCUUAAUCUACAUUCUUAUUAUAGUUAUUCCACAGCCUCUAUUUAAAUAAUUUAUAUAGACUUUAUUCUUUUAAUAUAAAUAUAACUUGUUAUAAAACCUAGUUCUCUUUUAGAAAUUAAUGAAAUAUAAAUAACUGUAGCUUCCAAAAUGCAACAUAGUAUAGAAUAUAAACAUUUAGGAACCCUGCUAUUAAGAUUUUUUUCCUUCUAAGAGAGGGGAAGUUCAUCACAAUACCAAACUUUAGAUUUUAAACAAAAUUAUGUAAGCCAUCCAUGUGCAUGUAUUAACAAAGAGAGGCAUACGCAUUUAUAAAUACACAUUAGAUAUGUAUACGUGUAGAAGAGAGAGAUUAAACACACACAUUUAUAAAUAUAUAGAUUCAUUCAUUUAUUCAUUUGUGGCCUAUAGGGCUAUUUCUCCCUACGAUAACCAUAGAGUUCAACUGUUUUACUAUAGAAAAAUCUUCCUCUGAUUUUAAAAUAAUUUUGGGUGGGGAUAAGAUGGCUAAUAAUACCCCCUUGAAACUUUUUUCUUCAUAUGUGUAACAUAUUAUUUCUUGUAAUUUUAAGAUCUUAGGUUAAAAAAAAUACAUGGCCGACUCCUAAUUUUAUGUUUUUUGUUUCAACUUUUAGCCUUCGAUGAGCAAAGAACAGGGAGGCAUGUAAAGCAAAAAGUAAAUCUAUCUUUUCGGUGCUGAAUAUUCAUACAUGACUUUAAUUAGCACACGGUUUCUCCCUUAAUUAGCACACGGGUUCCUCCCUCACUCUGCAUUUUCCUCCUAAAGCAAUUUUUUAAAAAAAUAUAGAGAUUGUAGAGAUCUCUUUUUCUUUCCUUUUAGUGAUAGAGUUACAGGUCCCCCUCCUCAAAAAAAAAAAAAAAAAAAAACCAAACCCCCACCCACAGAAUAAAGGAAAAACUCCUAAGGGGGAAGGGAAAAGCGCAGGAACCCUCCGGAGAAGAUACUGGAUUCAAAUGCUACAGGCACCCCGCAUUUAGCCAUAACUUUAAUUCACAACACUGGACUUGAUCUGAGGACCGAAUCACCUUUUUUGUUUCGCCAGAAGAUGUAACCCUCCGCUCAGUUCCGAUGUGCCAGGUUCUGCCGCAGAGCAGACCAGAAAAGAAAUAACUACUUAUACCCCAAACCUAGUUGUUUGGGACUGAAAUCCUUCUUUAAAAGCCCAGCGGGGGAAACGCUUUGACCGGACGACGGAGGCGGCUUCUUAUUCUUUCCAUCCCUUCUUAGGAAUCAACCGUAGAUACAGGGACACAGAUAUUAUACAUAAAUACAUAUGCUGCAGACAUCCCAAGCGAUCGAUAUGCAGGCUCCCCAGCGCGCAUACAGACGUAUGGGGUACAUACCUAUGUGCGUGCGCGUGCAUGUCUGUCUGUCUGUCUCUGUCUCUCUCUCUGUCUCUCUCUCUGUCUCUCUCUCUCUCUCUCUGUGUGUGUGUGUGUGUGUGUGUGUGUGUGCGCCUACAUAGAUGUACAAUAUCUCUCAAACGAGCGCACAAUACACCCGUCCCACAUAACCUUUCAGUGCUUGCGCCGUCCUAAGGAGAAGGUAUUGUAACACUUCUGGAAAAGGCUUACAAAUCUCGGGGCGUGGAUUCUCCUUGCAAUCAACUUGAUCGAGGGUGGGGGUCUUUAUUUCGUCCGUAACAAAAAGUCCGGGUCUUUCCUUCAGUUUACGCGCGCUGUCUUCCUCUCUCUCCCUCUCUCUCUCCACUUUUCGCCGUCUUCCCCCCCCCUCUUCAUGUCUCUUAUUUAAAAAACGCUCCUUUGCUGGUUGUUACCAGUGACACAGCCCCGAAGUAUAUCUCUCUUCCACCUUCCAACAUAGGGAGAUGUCACGAAUAAGAUUGGGAAGUACCGCAGAAAUAAGGAAUCAGCCACAAAUGCCUGUGUGUGUGUGUGUGUGUGAGAGAGAGAGAGUGAGUGUGUGCAUGUAUGUGCGAAAGAGAGCAAGAGAACCUGCCACACACCUGCAAGUUACCUAACCUUAGUGGCAAAAGAUAAAGUGAUAGAUUGAGCCCCCACACAAAAACUGAAAAAAGUUGUUUUUGGCGAUAUUGGGGGGGGGGAGGGGAGAGGCAAUCCUCAGCUUCAAGCGAGUCUGCUUUUGCUCCGGCGACUCAACAAUCCCUCUCGCGAGUCGGAAAAAUCCGCAUCGGAGGCGCCUUUAAAGAAGUGUCUCUUGCUGGGAGCCGCUCCUGAGUCUUGCCUCGCUGUUGGGGCGCCCUAAAGUUGGGAGCAGAGCGUCUUUCAGGGGGAGCCCAGAGAUGGAUUUGACUUUUUCCUGCCAGCCCCAGUUAGCUCUGAACUCUGCGGCGCGCUAUUAUUUACAGUGAGUUCCCAAACUAAACACAACAGUAUAAUUUAACCUUUCCAGGCACUCGUAAAUUUUUACGACUGUGAAACAGAGCAACGCAAAUGAAUAUGCCCAUAGUUACUGACUUAAUAACAGUCUGUGGCUCCCGGAACGAUAACUCCUUAUGAAAUAUAAUAAAUAUGUAUUUAAAUACAGAUUGCCGCCAAUGUUAUUUUCUUUCUUUAUGGCAUAAACGAUUGUAUAAUUUUAUGUGAAGGUCUCCGAUCACAAGAAGAGCAGCAUGUCUGCGCGGUGCCCUCUUUCCCUCGCCCUCUUUCUCUUUUCCCAAGGAACGAGAACCAUUGAUGGAAUGAUUAAUUAUGAUAUAAAAUAGUCCACUUAAAAAGAGUGAUCAUAAUAGACCCCCCUCUUCAAAAAAUAGUCUGAUCUUUUUAUCUCAUUUGGCCACAAUUAAAAGAAACUUUGCUCUACAACUUGCUUAUUCCUUUGCAUUAAAAAAAAAAAAGAGCAUAUGGCUUUGCUAUAAAAAUGAUGGCUGGAAAACACUGACCCAUUAAUAGCCUGCGGACUGAUUUAUUCUUUAUUGUUCUGCUGCCCGGACACGUGACACGCGGCAGCCAAUGGGCUGACAGGCAGCCUUCAACUUAUUAGGUGACUGUACUACUUCGCAAGGACCAAGUUGUUACAUGAAAUCUGUAGUUUCAUAAUUUCGCCAGGGCUCGCCUCUCCUUUGGUUUGGCCGGGGCGGCGAUGUCUUCGUCGGGGACGCUCAGCAACUACUACGUGGACUCGUUCCUCCUCCACGAGACCGAGGAGCUGGUGCAGUCGCGCUACGCCUCGGCCCCCCUGGGCCAGCCGGCCAGGCAGGCGACCCUCGGCGAGCACCCCGAGUUCACCCCCUGCAGCUUCCAGUCGAAAGCGUCCGUCUUCAGCACUUCCUGGAAUGCCGUGCACCCGCCGAGCGCCAACAAUGUGCCGGCCGUCUACCACCCGUACGUGCAUCACCAGCCACCCGACGGCAGGUACAUGCGUUCGUGGCUGGAGCCGAUGCCGGCCUCCUUGUCUUUCCCCGGCUUGCCGGCUAGCAGGCAUUACGGCAUUAAACCUGAACCGCUCACGGCCAGGAGGGGUGACUGUACCACCUUUGACACGCACGCACUCUCUCUGACUGAUUAUGCUUGUGGUUCUCCUCCAGCUGAUAGGGAUAAGCCAGCCAACGACGGGGCAUUCUCGGAAAACAAUGGCGAGAGCGAGGCAAACGGAGAAAAACCCCAGCUGGAUCCAAAUAACCCAGCAGCAAACUGGUUACAUGCAAGGUCCACAAGGAAAAAGCGUUGCCCUUACACCAAGCAUCAGACACUGGAGUUGGAGAAAGAGUUUCUCUUCAAUAUGUAUCUCACCAGGGACCGGAGGUAUGAAGUGGCCAGGCUCCUGAAUUUAACCGAGAGACAAGUGAAAAUCUGGUUCCAGAAUCGUAGGAUGAAAAUGAAGAAAAUUAACAAAGACCGAGCAAAGGAUGAAUGAUCCUAGACGGCAGGUUUAAUCUGUGUCAAAAUAGCAAAAUCCGCCCUUCCCCCCUGCGGUCCUUCAGCGCCACACAAUGCAACUUCUCUACCCCUAUCCUGAAACUGUAACCAGGCCUCGCAUAUUUUUAUUUUUUCAUUGUUUGUCCUUGGCCAAUUCAGCUCUUGAAUGUACCUCGCCAGCGUGCAGAAAGACCGCUGUGUCCUGGUGCUAUUUUGGAGGUACCGUCUUUUUUUUUUCAUUUUCUACUCCUAGGAAAGCAAAGGAGGGACAUUACCGCACCAGGGUGAUAUGUUGCUUUGUUUAAAUCUACCUGUCAAGAAAGAAAAAAAAAGAAAGAAUGAAAAAGAAAAAGAAAGAAAGAGAAAGAAAGAAAACUACCUUUUAAUGCACAAUUCUUUAUGGACUGUAUAGGUUAGUUGAAGUAGUUAAAUUUAUUUGCUUGUUGCAAGGCAGAGAGAGAAAGGUCUGCUGUAAUACUUGAACACUGUGUUUUACUGUGGUAUUAUAUUUGUGACUCAAUUUUUGUGCUUGGGUGCUGUACCAGAUGUGAUUGUGUAAGCUAGAAUACAAUUUGAACUCAGGUUGUUUAUUAUAAAGAUUGCAUAGAGUAUAGCUCUGUAGUGUAAGGACGGAGUCUUUUUUUCUGUACCAUUGAACAGUUAACCUUGAAUCCUACCAGAUAAAAAUUAUAAAUCAUCCAUUUCAUAUCCUAACUUUUAAACAUAAAAGAAAAGCAAAUAUCUGGAAUAAAAAAGGAGCUUAUUGGUUCCUCUGAAACCACUCAUUUAAGUAUACACACAAUCUAUCUAUCUAUCUAUAGUACAGUUUUCGUCAAUUGUAUAUAUAUUAUCUAUAUAUUAAAGAAAGAAACCCUUAAUAAUCAAAUUAGCUUGAAUAUUGUUUUUGCACCCGUGAGCAGUUCUCAGAUAUCGGAGCUAUACCUAUAUGUGAAAAAGGUAACUACUACCUAUGGUUUACGUUUUAAGAUUAAUCAAAUAACUUGAUUCCUAUUGUAAUGAAGUUUAAUUUUAUUGAUAAUAAAUUAUACACUAAAAACUA